ACUCCCCCCCAUCUCUCUCUCUCUCGCUCGCUCUCCCUCUCCUUCCCUGUCCUUCUCGCGCUCCAAUUUAGCUCGUUGAAAACAUGAAGGAAAAGAGGCGCAAAUUCCAGAGGCGACCAAAGUCAAGUGAAAGUUUCUCCUGAACUGGGAUCUCAUCAUUACCUAGCGGAUGGACGGACAGGAAGGAAAAUAUCAAUUCAAGUCCUUGCCGUGAUAAGCGCUUAGAUGAAUAAACAAUCGCUGAAGUCAUAAACUGCGCUCGCUCGUGGAUGUGUGACAGUCGCGCCCGCGUGCGUUGAGCCAGCCGAACUCGAGGCAUUCGCUCGGGCUCUAGGUUCUGUCCACUGAAGGUCAGAGACUUCAAACCGAGAAGCAGAGGCGUCGCCACCCGCCGACUCAGCAGUCAUGGCCGGGGCGAAACCAGGAGUACACGCGUUGCAGCUCAAACCGGUGUCUGUCCAUGAUGUGCUCAAACGGGGGAGCAAGUUUGUCAAAUGGGACGAGGAGGCCAACAGCAUACCCAGCCUCGUCACCCUUAAAGUGGACCCAGAUGGAUUCUUCCUCUACUGGUCUGUUGGGACCAGCAUGGAAGUGGAAAUCCUAGACAUCAGUCAAAUCAGGGACACCAGGACAGGGAGGUUUGCCAGGAUGCCAAAGGACCCACGUUUACGUGAGACGUUGGGUUUGAACAAAGGAGAUUCCAGUCCAGAAAUGCUGCUAACUAUUGUCUAUGGCAACGACCUGGUCAACAUCUCCUUCCUCAACUUCCAAGCUGUGCAGGAUGGCUAUUGCAAGGUGUGGACUGAUGAGCUGUUUAAACUUGCCACAAACAUACUGUCCCAGAAUGCUUCCCGCAACACCUUCUUAUUCAAAGCUUACACCAAGCUGAAGCUGCAGCUAAAUCAGGAUGGGAAAAUCCCAGUGAAGAACAUCCUGAAAAUGUUCUCAGAUAAGAAACGUGUGGAGACGGCACUGGAGCACUGCGGUCUGGUCAAUAACAGGGCUGAGGCUAUAAAGCCAGAUGACUUCACCUGGGAAAUGUUCCAGAACUUUCUCGACAAACUAAGUCCCAGACCAGAAGUGGAGCGUAUUUUCGUGGAGCUUGGCUCCAAAGGGAAGCCCUUCAUGUCUCUGGAUCAGUUGAUGGAAUUUAUAAAUCGCAAACAGAGAGAUUCUCGACUAAAUGAGGUUCUUUACCCACCACUCAAGCGAGAUCAGGUCCACCAGCUCAUGGAAAGAUAUGAGACCAACACCAGCCAGCUGGAGAGAGAUCAGAUCUCCCUGAUGGGCUUCACAAAGUAUCUUGGUGGGGAGGAGAACUCUGUGGUUCCUCCUGAGAGGUUGGACAUAAUUGAUGAUAUGAACCAACCCCUGUCCCACUAUUUCAUCAACUCUUCACACAACACAUACCUCACAGUUGGUCAGUUGACGGGCCUGUCAUCAGUGGAGAUGUACCGGCAGGUAUUGCUGACAGGAUGCCGCUGUAUAGAGCUCGACUGCUGGAAGGGCCGCCCACCUGAGGAAGAACCAAUCAUCACACACGGUUUUACCAUGACAACAGAGAUUUCAUUCAAGGAAGUAAUAGAGGCCAUCGCUGAAAGUGCGUUCAAGACAUCUCCCUACCCUCUCAUCCUGUCCUUUGAAAAUCAUGUGGACUCGGCAAAGCAGCAGGCUAAAAUGGCAGAGUACUGUCGUGUUAUGUUCGGGGACGCGCUGCUCAUUGAUCCCCUGGAGAAAUAUCCGCUGGUUCCUGGUCAGCAACUUCCAAGCCCCCAGGAACUCAUGGGGAAGAUCUUGAUCAAGAACAAGAAGAAACAUCCGCACAGGGCUUCUAACGGUGGGAGCAUCAGACGCAAGGACGGGACAGACGAACAGUCCUCACCUUUGAAUGAUUGUCCAUUGUCUGAUGGGGAGGUGGGCCAGCUCAUGUCCAAUGGGGGCGAGAAGCUUGCAGAAAGGAUGGCCAAAGAUCUUGAUAUCCGCAAGUCUAUUGACCGGGGAGAUGGGGAGAGUGAUGAAGAGGAGGAAGAGGAACCCAUUCCAGAUCCAAAGAAACACAACAACACUGACGAGGGUACUGCGUACAGUGAAGUGAACGCUACAGAGGAGAUGUCUACGUUGGUCAACUACAUAGAACCUGUCAAAUUCAAAUCCUUUGAGGCGGCAUCCAAGAGGAAUAAGUAUUUUGAGAUGUCAUCUUUUGUGGAGACCAAAGGCAUGGACACAUUGAAGAACUCUCCCAUGGAGUUUGUUGAAUACAAUAAAAAGCAGAUGAGUCGCAUCUACCCCAAAGGGACGCGUGUGGACUCUAGCAACUAUAUGCCACAGCUCUUCUGGAACGUGGGUUGCCAAAUGGUGGCACUAAACUUCCAAACUCUUGACUUGCCGAUGCAGCUGAACAUGGGGGUGUUUGAAUAUAAUGGCCACUGUGGUUAUCUGCUGAAGCCGGAGUUCAUGAGACGCACGGACAAACACUUUGACCCCUUCACUAUGGACAUUGUGGAUGGCAUCGUAGCCAACACAGUUAAAAUCAAGAUCAUCUCAGGUCAGUUUCUGAAUGAUAAGAAGGUUGGUGUUUACGUGGAGGUGGACAUGUUUGGGCUUCCUGCAGACACUAAAAGGAAAUAUCGAACGAAAACAUCUAACAACAACUCUCUGGACCCAGUCUGGGAUGAUGAAACCUUUGUGUUCAACAAGGUGGUGUUGCCCACCCUAGCAUCUCUGCGAGUAGCAGUGUAUGAAGAAAACGGGAAGUUUAUUGGCCAUCGCAUCUUGCCAGUAUCAGCACUGCGCCCAGGAUAUCACUACAUCUGUCUGAAGAAUGAGCUGAACCAACCGCUUAUGCUGUCAUCCCUGCUUGUGUACACUGAGGCACAAGACUACAUUCCCAACGAGCACCAAGAGUAUGCAGAGGCUCUGACAAACCCCAUCAAACAUCUCUCUCUGCUGGCCCAGAGAGAAAGGCAGCUUUUAGCACUUAUGGAGGAUCCCACUGAGGGUGGACCUGUGAAACAAGAGGAAGGAGACAAGAUUGACUCUGGCUUCGUGACCUCUGUUGACCCCAUCUGUCCUCUGCCAUCUCCAAUACUUCCUUCUGUGCUCACCGAGGUCAUGAACCCUCCUGCAUCAGGCCAAAAAGAAGAUUUGGUCAACAAUAUUCUUAAAGUAAUUGAACCUCAGUCCAUUGAUGAGCUCAAACAGCACAGCUCCUACCUGAAACUGUUGAAGAAGCAAUGCAAGGAACUCAAGGAGCUGAAAAAGAAACAUCUCAAAAAGAUGUGGGCUCUCAGUAAGGAGCAAAAGACUCGCUGUAAUCAGCAUAACUCUGACCUCCAGAGGAAACGGAGUCAGGUGGAGAAGCGUCUGCGUUCCAGUCUAAAGAAAAAUGGGUCAGAGGAUCCGGUGCAGAGGGAACUGAGCGAGCUGAAUAUGGAGCUGCAGAAACAGACGGAGCAGUUCAGAGAGGAGCACAUGCAGGAGCUUUUUAUGCUUAGACAGGCACAACAUCAGACAGAAAAAGAGGCUAGACAAUUCCACCUCAAUGAGGCCAAUCAGAAACUGAGGGAAAUAGCCAGAGAAUGCCAAGCAACCCAGAUCAAGAAACUCAAGGAAGUGUGUGACAAAGAGAAGAAAGAGUUACAAAAGAUCCUGGACAGGAAGAGGCAGAACAGCAUCACUGAGGCCAAGAAAGCAGAAAAGGACAAGGCUGAGGCCAGGGAGCUGAAUGAGAUCAAUAGAAAACAUAUCAGUGAUUCGGUCAGCUUAAUCCGUCUGCUGGAAGUGUCUCAAGGGAAGCGUCAAGAGAAGUUAAAAGCCCUUCACAAGGACAUCCUUCAGAAAAUAGAGGAAGAGGUUCCUAUGGAUCAGGCCCGUCUAACACGCGACUGCGAGGCAGAGCUGAAGCGAUUGCCAGAGGAGAUCUUACAGUACGUGCAGGAGCUCAUGGGUCAGGCCCCUCCCUCUAACUGCAGCACGCCCCCUUAUUCCUCCCCCAACAACAGCUGGACCAGCAUGGACAAUAUCUCGCCCUCACUGCUGGACCCCUCCUCCACCUGAAACACUCCUGUCAAGUCAGAGACGGAUACUACUUGAGUGUACUAGUGAUACUUUGGUUUGUUUUGUUUUUCUUAUCACUCUCCCCAAUCCAUUCCUGUCCGCAGCAGAUUUUAAGAAUAGAUAUAGUAUUGCUAAAAGUUGUAUGCAUUUUUAGAGGAAUUGUGUGGGGAGUUUUUUUUUUUGUUUUUGUUUUUUGCUGCAUACACUUUACCACUGUCUGUCUGAAUCAACCCUGAUGUCGUUUUACUUGAUUUUUAUCCAAAUUCCUGUUUUAAUCCAUAACACAGUGGAUUUUAUCUAGCAUUAAUAAUGUUGUCUCUCGUACAUACUACCACCUGUACGUAAGAUGCCUGUGGAAACCAGAGGGAUGGGGUAUUCUAUUUAUUUCUGAUGUAUAUUGUGCACUUUGCAGCUUUAUGUGUAGUCCAGCGAGUUGUCCUGAAGGUGGCAGUGUAAAUUUGGCAGUAAUCUGAUGCCGUGAUGCUAGCGCUAGGCUCAUGCUGAGUCUAAAAGGUACGUGUUUAUAUAACAAUGCCCAGAAGGACUGUUGCUUAUACACCCCAAACACAAUUCAUUUCACAGCGACGAAUCAUCCUGUCUUGUGAAUGUUGAUCGGGUCUGAGCACACUGUCUGAAAAAUGCUUGCCACUCUGGCAGUACCCUUAAGGGAUAAUUUUGGACCUGUCUACCCCUAAAAGGUGCAUAUUAAUACUUUAGAGUAGUAAUAUGUACCCUUAAAGUAAUAACUUUCAGGUCUUAAUAAGGUACCAAGUUGGAAUCAACGGGAAUGUCCCAGUGGAAAGCUGCUGUAGGCGUAAAUAUAAAAUUUUUUCUUAAAAGUGUAUAUUGUGUUUGUUUGUGCCCGAAGACACUUAAAUGUUUAAGUGCCUCACAUUUACAUGUUCUUCACUUGAACUCUCUCACCCAGUAAAUGCUUUCUAAAAUCCCAUAAUCCCACUCGCUGUCUUUCCCGUACCUCCCCCGUAUCAGUCUCUCUGUCGGUUGGCUUAAUCUAAUCUAAUCCAGAAUCUGUGUGUAAUUGGCAGAGAUCUCGCAUCUCACACUGAUAUCCGGUGAUGUCUAGGAAACUUCAUGCACCACCAUUUUAUUUUUUUGGCCAAACCCUGUUGAAUCUACUCACGUUCUGGGUGCAGUUUCACGUCACAUUCCAUCUCAGGAACGCUGCACACAAAUCCCAUCUGGUUUAUCAGGGUCUAUUCAGAGUCAUGUUGCAUAAUAUGCAACAAAGCAGAGCAUAUGAGAUGAGUUUUUAAUGUGAGAUUGAAGCAAGACUUUUACAGCUUAGCUCUGAUCACCACAAUCCAGGGCUUUUUUAAUCCAUUAGAAUGUAUGAUGGUUGGAUUUUGCUUUCUCGUAUUGUAAUCCCCCCCCCACACACACACUUCAUUUUUACUUUAAUAUAUUUGGUCAGUUUUUUGGUUCUAUGGCCAAGUGCGUCUUUUCCCCACUCUUUUUUUUUUUUUUUUUCAUUCUCUUUGUGUCUCUCAGGGCUCUGUGGCUCAAUAUUAUUAAGGCAGUUGGAGUUGAGCAAGCAUCAUUACUCUGGUGUGCUUGGUGCAUUAUGAUCUUGAUGGAAGCACUUUGAGAAAGACAAUGAUUACAGCACUUAUGAUUAUAAAACAAUAACCUAAUAUGCAUCAUGAACAUGACAGUUCUUCUCCAUGCUUGGAUGAUAAUAUUUCCUAGUGUGAUUUACAAAGUGUGUGUGUUUGUAUGUGUGAGGUAAGCGCUGGCUGUGAGAAUGGACACCGCACAGUAGAGUUUAGAAAGCCAGAAGGCAAAAGGGCUGAAGUGAGAUGGACAACACCAUCUUUUACUAUGAGAAGUGAGCAUUGAGGUUAGCGUGAGUUUAAAUGACUCAGCCCAUAUAAUGUGUUCAAAUGAUAAGUCGAUAGCUUUAUAUACCGUAUGAACAGGGAUAAACGGUACUUGCAUGUCAACAUUUCUUCUCUCCAUGUCUCAUUGUCUUUGGAGAAGGAUAUUAGUGUUGUACAUACUACCUGGAAAUAUUAAUGUGUGUAUUUUAGUCGAAACCACAUGAGUUUAUAUCGAUUUAUAUAUAAUUAAUUCCAUUUUAGACGUAAAUUAAUUCUACUACUGACUAGAGGAGAAGUUGAGGGUGACGUCUGUCUUUUUGCUUGCGUCUUAUGCUGGUUAAGUGUCCCAACAACACGCACACACUAUACAGUCAUCCUAAGAACUGUCUUCUGCUGCCUGUCUGACAUUUAUUUCCUGGUCUUUGACACUUUAUGAUUGUCUUGUUCUUUACAGAGGCAUGAUUCUAUAUUGUGCCUAUGUAAUAUCACAUUAUGGUUCUCUGAUGUGUAUAGACAGUAGUAAUGAUUGAAUGGCGCUAUUUUAUCAUUAAAAAAAAAAAAAAAAAAACACCAUUUCCUUUUUUGAAAUGAUGUGAUUUAAAAACCCACUUUUUAGUGUCUUAAAAUGGGACAAAAUUCAGGUUCAGGUUCAGAUUUUUUGAUUUUAGCACCUUUUAUUAAUGCUUCUGUAAAGUAUGUUCUGUAAAUUGAGUUUGUUGUUGGUAGGGUUUUUUUUUUUUUUUAAGCAGACAUUAGCUAAUUUCAGUCUAUAAUCAGACAUCCUCAGGGGACAAGCCAGGCUGGUCCAUCACACAUGUGGGCCAAACUGAGUGAUGCUGGUGUGUGUACUGAAAUCUGUGAGGACUGCAGUCAGACUUUAAGGGACAAAACAUGCUUACCCAAGGGCUAACUUCUGCUCGGCCUCAGUUACAGUUUUAACCAAGUACAUAUCUCAUAGUUUCUCUCUCUCUGCAUGUGUCUCUUUAUCACCUUCCUACUGAAACACUCUUUUGUUAACACUGUAUGUAGAUAGUGUACUGGUCUGCCUUGUUUAAAGGGAAAAUUAUUACUCUGGAUGUAAUUUUUAUUGCCUCAAUAAAUAAUAUAACUGUACAUUCAAUAAAUACAUGACAUUGUCAAAAA
Cyprinus carpio (common carp) is the source of this 7037-nucleotide messenger RNA. Its product is annotated as 1-phosphatidylinositol 4,5-bisphosphate phosphodiesterase beta-3-like. Gene Ontology annotation, biological process: lipid catabolic process; phosphatidylinositol-mediated signaling. Gene Ontology annotation, molecular function: calcium ion binding; phosphatidylinositol-4,5-bisphosphate phospholipase C activity; calmodulin binding. Lineage: Eukaryota; Metazoa; Chordata; Actinopteri; Cypriniformes; Cyprinidae. The record is from RefSeq and is a predicted model, not a curated record.